AUGCCGGUACCAUUCGGCGUCUCGGUAGGCGACUUCAUCUCAGGCCUCGAGCUCAUCCACGACAUCAUCAAAUGCCUAAAGGAUAGUACCGGAGCAAAAGCGCAGUAUCGCGGUAUUAUUGCCGCGCUCAAAAGCUUAGAGACUGCGCUAACACAGGCUCGCAACGUCAGUGCGCAGCUUGAGGAUGAGCGGUCGAUUGAGGAGAUCGUGAGGCGGAGCGAGGAAAGCAUACGCCUGUUUGUAGGCAAGGUGAACAAGUACCACCAUGCUCUGGGCCACGAACAUGUCAAGCAGUGGAAGGCAUGCCUCCGCAAGAUCCAGUGGCAGUUAUACAGCAAGGAAGAUGUCGCAGGCUUCCAGCAUGAGAUACGAAGCCACGUGGCCGCGUUGAGCGUGGUCAUGAUCAGCUUGUCCCACAACACCACUGUCCAGGCUAGUCAGCACAAUCUACAAGUACACGCGCAGACGGCCAACGAACUUCAACAACAGAGACGGCAGCUGAACCAGCUUUCAGAAUCGCAGUCAAGAAUGUCGACCUCAUUGGCAGUGCUUGGAAGGACUUUCGAGCAGCUGAUGUAUGGCAUUGCCAUGAUGUCCAUCAUACUGUGCAGCCAGUUGCGGCUGCUUAUGGAGAGGCUGCCGAGCCGGAUCGAUCUUCGUCUAGCAUAUUUCACUGAUGCCCACGGCAAUCCAUUCAUCAUCGACCCCAACUUGACUUUGACAUGGCGGACUUUCCACUCGCUGCUUUACGACAACUUCGCCAAUCGACCGGGUCUUCAUCGUGUUCGGCGUGGCUUGUUUCGACUUCACGAUCGAUUCGCUCGCAGCGAACUUGAUGCGUCACAGCCCUUCAUCUCGGCAUUCCGGCCUGGUCGAUACAUUGACAUGAGCAUCCUCUUUCAAGCUAGCGAGGUUGAGACGGAAGCGUGCCCGAGAUGCGGCAACUCUAAGGCCCCAGGUAACACGCGUGAGCAUACAUGUUCGCAGUGUGGCCUCUGGUACAAGAGGUUUCUGGACUAUGAUCACACGCCCAUGGUUCCACUAGAUGAACAAUCGCAAGGCGCGCCGAUAACCAAAGAAUUCCGUGUGCUUGACAUCACACCUGGCCCAGAUUCGCCCACCACUAUCAAUGGCGUUUUGCGGAUCGUAUCACUACACGACGAGCCGGAUUACAUCACCCUCUCUUAUAUACGGGAUGACUCUGCCAAGGCAAGCGUGGUGGAGAUCAAUGGCAAGAACGUGCAAGUAACAGAUAAGUUAUACGCCGCCCUGAGAGCUCUCCGAUCCCAAAAUCAGUCUACAAUGUGGAUCGGUGCUCUCUGUAUCAAUCAACAGGAUCUCGAGGAGAUGUGCGAGCAGAUGAACAUGAUGGAGACGAUAUAUGAAACUGCGACGCAUAUGAUGGAGCGGUAG
This is a messenger RNA of Anthostomella pinea, 1413 nucleotides long. Lineage: Eukaryota; Fungi; Ascomycota; Sordariomycetes; Xylariales; Xylariaceae. The record is from the annotation of a GenBank genome assembly.